AUGCGCGCUAGGAAGCGCCGCGCCAUCCUCUCAUGCGCUCGCUGCCGUGACCACAAGCUCAAGUGUGACCGCGGGCAUCCGUGCGCAGCAUGCGUCGCGUACGGCGAGGCCCAGCUCUGUGUCUAUGGCGCGCCUGCUGUACGGCCACUGCCUCUCCCUCCCGUGGUAGCUGGGGGCAAGAAGCGCGCGCUUGCCGCGUGUCUCCGCUGUCGUCGACUCAAGCAGAGCUGCAACGCUGAGCGACCAUGUCGGCGCUGUAUCCGAGCGGCCGAGACGUGCGAGGAUGACGACUACGACGAGCCGCGAUACACGCCCGAGCCCCCACCGCUCAUGUCUUCUUCAUCCCACUCGAGCUUACCCUCUCAUCCUCCGCAUCCACCUGUUCAACUUCCCCGCAGCGCACAUGCGUCGCGCGCCGCCUCGCCUCUGCCCGUUGGACGUCUCCGAGUCGCUGACGGGAUAACAAUCGCCGGCCCGCCGCUGCGCACCUUUGUCCCUGCGUUGCAUGACGACCUCAGCAACAUCCUCGCAGUCUUUCCCACACCCGAUGAGUGCCGCGCUUUGCUUGCCAAGUUUCUCAACUUCGACAUCAUGUUCAGACUGGUCCACGCUCCGAGUUUCACCCGGCGCGCCGAAGCUGCGAUCGCGCGUCUUCCUCACGCCGAGGACACCGAUGCCCCAUUCCUUUCCCUUCUUACCGCUUGCUUCUGCACAGCCAUCACUGUCUCGACCAGCUCGGAUCGCGUAGCCGGGGAGCGGCAUAUGAUAGCCCUUCACGAAGGCUUGAUCUCCUUCUGCGAGAAUCAGGGAGCCUACACAAUCGACUACGUUCAGGCCCUCCUUGUCAACGCCUGUGCCCGGCUCGGCGGCGGCGCAGCCUCGCCGGCAACACUCUUCCUGGAACUCGGGCGCGCAUAUCAAGCUGCCUUACUGGUGGGAAUGUACCAGGAUCAGCCGGGCGAGACGCUGUUCCAGCGCGAGAUGCGGCGCAGGCUGUGGUACCAAAUUCUCAUCCAGCGCCACCUCAUGGCCGACCGCCUGCACAUCGACAGCCAGCUCGACGUCAACAUUGUGACCCGGCCCCUCAUCAUUUCAGAUGAGGUUAUGGAUCACCUCUCCCCAGAGGUUCGGAGCACACCGCACGUCCUCACGGAGUGGGGCUAUGUCGAUGCUAGAGCGGACCUCGUCAACCUCAUGCUCGACCGCAAAAAGGUCAUGGCUGAUGAGAGUGUGCCGCUGCCGGAGCGCUGGGAAGCCGCCGAGGAGCUCAUCGCGCGCUAUCUCAUCACUCUUCCCGCGCACUUCCGUACCACACAUUCCCGUGGUCCAGGAAUGCCAAACUGGGUACACAUGCAGGCUUGUGUGCUUGAGAUUGCGGCACACGACCUUAGCACACAGCUGUACCAUCCAUACUUCUCCUCGCGCGACCCCACCAUCGUCUCCCUCGCUCUCCUGAAGGCCGUCAAGGCGGGUCACCGCCUCGUCGACUCCACGCGCGCACUCAUGACCUUCAUCCUGUUCGACUAUGUUGACGCGCCGUCUGCUGGGCUGUGGACGUACACAAUGCGCGCAUUUACAGCCGGCCUGCUUAUGGCGUACUACAUCAUGGUUGUGCCCACCUGUCCUGAAGGCCCAAGCCACAUCGCCGCCCUCGACGCUAUGGUCGGCGUCCUGCGCUCCAGUGCGUCCAUGGGUGGAUCUACCACGUCGAAUCUCGAAGCUCUGAAGACGCUCGAAAUGCUGCGCGCCAAAAUCAAGGGCACAGCAGCGGACGACGACGUCGUGGGCGUUACAGAUCCAUACACGGGCGCAUCAGUUGCGCUACCCUUCAGCAUUCCUAUCCAGAACGUGCUGCCGGGCGACUGGCUCGAGUGGGACGCACUGUUCAGGGAUCUGUUUGAGAGCGCCCCGGACGCGAACAACCAAGUGGAAUCGAUGGUCGUGCAGUGCUUCGAGGAGCUGGGGUAA
Molecule: messenger RNA, 1968 nt
Organism: Cutaneotrichosporon oleaginosum
Lineage: Eukaryota; Fungi; Basidiomycota; Tremellomycetes; Trichosporonales; Trichosporonaceae
Biological process (GO): regulation of DNA-templated transcription
Molecular function (GO): DNA-binding transcription factor activity, RNA polymerase II-specific; zinc ion binding
Source: RefSeq, a predicted model, not a curated record